GGGGAAAUGAGAUGCAUUAGGAGGACACUGAGCCACUUUCUUUCUGAGCACAAUGGGAGUGCUUCCCAAGAAACUUCCCCUUCUCUCCCCUCCGCUCUAGCCCUGAGCAAUGGGACACCUUCCCUACAGCAGCAAUAACUUAUUCGGGAGGAAAAUAACCCAGGAAGCAGGAAUCAACAGCAGCCGAGCGGCAGGCAGAAGAGCAACACAACCGGGACUGCAGCACAGCUCCACAUUUCCACAUUGACAAAUUCCUGUGGAUGUAAUUAGGAAGACACCCCGGCUAGCAGCGGAGAUUAAAAUCCUGGGUUGUUGAGGGUCGUCCCCCCCCUCCCAUUUUAUCCCCACCGCCCUGAUGGCGAACCUACACCCCCUGUGUCUCCCCCUCUCGCCAGCCUGAUGUCCGGAGCGAGAUUCCGCUGAAGGGAGAUUUCGGUGCGGGAAGCCUGGUCCUCCGGCCCCGAGCACCACUGCAGUGGCGGUGGCGGGGGCACAGGCGGAGCGGAGGGACGAGCCAAGGCAGCGCCGGAGCGGAGCCGCCGGCCGCUCCGCAGGCGAUCGCGGAGCGCCGCGCACCGCCGCUGUCCAGGGUGCUGAGCGGAGCCGCCCGCCAGGCGCUGCCCAGGGUGCUGAGCGGAGCGCGCACCGCCGCUGUCCAGGGUGCUGAGCGGGGCCGCCCGCCAGGCGCUGCCCGGGGUCGCUCUCCCUGCUGCUGCCCAGGGUGCUGAGCGGACCCCCUCGGCCUUCCCCCUGCCCAGCCCGCCUCGGGAGGGGUCGCUGGCUUCCCCCACCGAUUCUCCCCAAGUGCCGGGUUACUUUAUUGGCCAACCCCACCGGCCCACCCCUCACGGAGUACAAAAAAAAACAGCCAGAGCUGGAAAAAUGUGCAACGUCAACGCGCUCGGAGUCUACGUGUGGGAGACGAUCGUUUUCUUCAGCCUGGCAGCCUCCAAAGAAGCUGAAGCAGCAGCACGAUCUGCCCCCAAACCCAUGUCUCCUUCCGAUUUCUUGGAUAAGCUGAUGGGGCGAACUUCAGGAUAUGAUGCCAGGAUCAGGCCAAAUUUUAAAGGCCCACCAGUGAAUGUCAGCUGCAACAUUUUCAUCAACAGCUUUGGUUCGAUUGCAGAAACGACUAUGGAUUACAGGGUGAACAUCUUCCUGCGACAGCAGUGGAAUGACCCACGGUUGGCGUACAACGAAUACCCUGAUGACUCCCUGGACCUGGACCCCUCUAUGCUGGACUCCAUCUGGAAGCCUGACUUGUUCUUUGCUAAUGAGAAAGGGGCACAUUUCCAUGAGAUUACAACAGACAACAAGCUUCUGAGGAUCUCCAGAAAUGGCAACGUCCUCUACAGCAUCAGGAUCACGCUGACUCUGGCCUGCCCCAUGGACCUGAAGAACUUCCCCAUGGACGUACAGACGUGCAUCAUGCAGUUAGAAAGCUUUGGUUAUACAAUGAAUGAUCUCAUAUUUGAGUGGCAAGAAAAAGGAGCCGUGCAAGUUGCCGAUGGGCUGACAUUGCCUCAGUUUAUCCUCAAAGAAGAAAAAGACUUGAGAUACUGCACAAAGCACUACAACACAGGCAAGUUCACAUGUAUAGAAGCUCGUUUCCACCUGGAGCGGCAGAUGGGCUAUUACUUGAUCCAGAUGUACAUCCCCAGCCUCCUUAUUGUCAUUCUGUCCUGGAUCUCCUUCUGGAUCAAUAUGGAUGCUGCACCUGCUCGUGUUGGCCUGGGGAUCACCACAGUGCUCACUAUGACCACGCAGAGCUCUGGUUCCCGAGCAUCACUGCCCAAGGUAUCCUAUGUGAAGGCCAUAGACAUCUGGAUGGCUGUGUGCUUGCUGUUUGUGUUCUCUGCACUUCUAGAGUAUGCUGCUGUCAACUUCGUGUCUCGGCAGCACAAAGAGCUGCUCAGGUUCAGAAGGAAGAGGAGGCAUCAUAAGAGUCCCAUGCUGAAUCUGUUUCAGGAGGAUGAAGCUGCUGAAGGCAGGUUCAACUUCACUGCCUACGGGAUGGGACCAGCUUGCCUGCAAGCCAAGGAUGGCAUCUCCGUCAAGGGCGCCAACAACAACAACACAGCCAACCCCGUUCCCCCACCAUCCCGCUCCCCUGAGGAGAUGCGAAAGCUCUUCAUUCAGCGAGCCAAGAAGAUCGACAAGAUCUCACGCAUCGGCUUCCCGAUGGCAUUCCUCAUCUUCAACAUUUUCUAUUGGAUCAUCUACAAGAUCGUUCGCAGAGAGGAUGUGCACAACCAGUGAGGGAAGGGGAGCAGCUGGGAGGGAGUGAGCAAUCCUUUAUAUAUGUGCAAUAGCAAUGCAGCAAUGCAUGAAUUUAAGAAUGUGGCAAUAUCUAC
Molecule: messenger RNA, 2354 nt
Organism: Falco peregrinus (peregrine falcon)
Lineage: Eukaryota; Metazoa; Chordata; Aves; Falconiformes; Falconidae
Gene: GLRA1
Product: glycine receptor alpha 1
Exons: 9
Coding region: 883-2259 (458 amino acids)
Biological process (GO): chemical synaptic transmission; regulation of membrane potential; chloride transmembrane transport
Cellular component (GO): plasma membrane; synapse; neuron projection
Molecular function (GO): extracellularly glycine-gated chloride channel activity; transmitter-gated monoatomic ion channel activity; transmembrane signaling receptor activity
Source: RefSeq, a predicted model, not a curated record